GACCGCUCGCUGCCAUUUUCAAUGAAAACCUGAUUACAUUCUUGUAUUAGGCACGAUCCUUAAUACAACUCACACAUAACAGGGGACUGACAGUGUGUUUCGACCAUCACACCGUGUAGCCUCCAUGUGUUUCAGGUAAACGUAUUGAAAUGGACCACUGGGAUAUAUUAAGUGGCACGGUUGCUGGAUCAGUUAUCGAGGAACAACGGUCUAGUCUCGUACCGUGAUCUAUGUGAAAAGGACCCUGCAAAACCACUGUUUCAUCGUGUUUACCACUCUGCAUACGCGCCAGGCAAAUUAAACUACAAAAUUAUAAUUCGUCCUGAUGUGUCGGAGGUAUACCCGAGUGGUGUGACCAUGUCCAAGGAAUAACCAUAUUGGUGUGUGAGAUAUUACGGGGAUAUUUACUCUGUCGUCUGCUACAGAUCAGCGUUAACGAGCUUCGGCUCGUGCGAGCUGCACAAAGCUCUACAAAAUGGCGACGUUGCCAGAUGCCUGUGUCGAAGUUACCUCCACUGACCCUCCGUCAGCUCCCAGUACCCCUCAACAUUCGAGCUCAGCGAGCUCGUCUCCUGUGUCAAUCAAAUCCCUACCCCAGGGACCCAAAUACAAACUGGUUUCCGAGGGCGACAUCCAAGUGUCGCCUGAAUCACUACACGGACGAUUGUAAAGCAAAAUCAUGAACUCUAAAUAUCUGCGGCGAUGGGAGAGUCAUCAUAUUGUUCUAGAUCACGGAGAAAUUCGCUCUGCUACGCCUUACGGCUUCAUGGAGCUUGGAGUACAAUAUUCUGGAAUAGAAGAUGUGCACAUAAUAUCUCGAUGGGAUGCUGGUCAAAAGUUCUGUAUACGGAUUACCAUACAAGAUGGAUCCUUAUUACUACAGGCCCACAAUGGCUACCUGAGGGAUCAGUGGUUGUACUCUAUUCAGUGGAAGAAACACAUGUACAAAUAUGAAAAACUGUUAAAGAAUGCUCGAAGACCUGAAGUUUUAGUAAAAGAAAUAAAGAGUAUGAUAGAUGUCUCACUGACAACCCCUAUACAAGAUGUCUCCGUGUACCAGUUCCCCCUGGACUUGGUGUCCGAGUUACUACAGCAGAAUUCAGACGUCAUCACCAAAGUUGCUCAUGAAAAUAUUAUUGUAGCAUUGGCACCUCUUCUUGAAAACAAUCAUCCCACACAAGAAAUCUGUGAUUUUUUCAGCAAGCACUGUAAAAACAGUCCCCGGUCAAGCAUAGUGAUAGAGCUGUUCACCCCUGUGGUUCAAAGGAUAUUAAAACACAAUAUGGACUUCGGAAAGAAUCCCCAGAUGCGAUUUUUUGUUCAGGAAUACAUCCAAGCCUUGAACUGUCAGAAUGAUGGUAUACGGGUAGUGCAGAACUUCGUCAGGAGUAUGCAUGGACCCUCUCAUACGUGUCCACACCCAAGGGUGUUGCCGAACCUAGUUGCUGUCUGCUUGGCUGCCAUCUACAACCUGUACGAGGAGAAGAGCAAUGCUAUGCAUAACAACAUUGAUGUCAUCUUUGAAGAAAAUGACUGGUCAGAAAAGCUCCUAUGCUACAUCUCCAUGCUUGAGACUAUGUCUGAGUAUGACGAUUGGCGGUAUGUGCUUGGCAGCUUAUUACAACCAAUCCCAUUCCCAGAUGAUGCAAUAGCCCAUGAGGUGUUCACAUCGCACAUGAAAUCAGUGAUCAAGAAUGUUGCAUCUGAUGAGAACUGCGACGUUCACCAGACAGUGCUUGCUAUCCGAGAAGGGAAGGAGGGCUGGUUCCACCUGUACUGCCCAGGAGGCAUCGCCUGUGAUGAUGAGGGAGACCUGUGGGGGGUCAUGCUGCGGACAUUGAUCAGGUGUUGCUGCAAGAGGAAGAAGUUCCUGCAAGGGAUGACCAAGAUGAUUGAGCCAGUUAUGCUUCUUGCCAUCAGGGACAAUGUUGCAGCCAUGGAGGUGUUAUGUUCCAUGCUGGAGCUGGAGGUGAUAUCCAGCCAGGAUCUCAAGAUGCAGAUGAUCACUACGUUACAGAGCACCACGGACGGCAAGCGGAUGUAUGCAGCUCUCUGCGAGAGACAGAUCGCCCUCAGGGAACUGCAACAAAAAGGUGGUCCAAAGAAACUGACUCUCCCCUCCAAAUCAACGGAUGCUGAUUUGACGAAGAUGCUUAGCUCUGGUUCAUUUGGGAAUCUAGAAUGUCUCAGUCUUGCCUUUACACAAGUUACUAGCUCCUGUGCUCACGAACUCAUCAAGUUGCCUUCACUCCGAUACCUGAAUCUCUGGUCCACACAGUUUGGUGAUGUGGGUCUGCAGUUGAUCUCGGAGCAUCUCCACAAGCUGCAGGUGUUAAACCUGUGUGAAACCCCGGUCACUGAUAAGGGACUUGUUGCAUUGUCAGCAUUGAAGAACUUGCGGAAACUUAAUUUAAAUAGCACAAGCCUUUCAGCUCUAACCUUUGAAGGAUUGAAGGAGAAAUUGCCGGCACUACAGGAGUGUGACGUACGAUACACAGAUGCCUGGUGACUAUAGGAACCCACCACUUAAUCUGAACUGUUGCUAAUAAAGUCAGCAAUCUUCCCCAACCGACCAGCCAACUGUCCACAACUGGAGGACUAGUCAUAGCCUUGUUUGUGCCUACUGAGGAUUGGUAACAGAUACAAACAUGACCGUCUGCUCACUGGCAGACAACAGACUGUUAACUUUUGUGACAGCAGUCCUUCAGAUGUUUCAACAUUUAGUGUACUGAAGUUGACUGUCAUCUCAGUAUGAGUUAUUGAGGACGGCUCAGUCACGAGUCAGUUGAUGAAAUCACUUCACUUUCAUGCAAGCUGAAUUUUAUUUAGAAGAAUCAUAGACAACCAAUGUUUCAGUCUCUGCAUUACCACUGGAUGUGAGUGUAUGACUGAUGCUUCUGUCAAUAACAGACUUGAUAUGGUACAGAAUCAUUCAGAAAAUUGAUAAUCUGAAAAUCAAAGAUGGAAGCUAGUCAAAGCCAGCGCCCUUUGGUUCAGCAUUGGAAAGCUAGAACAAAGAAUGGCUUAGCCAUGUGUGCUUACUUGGAUUUAUUUCCGCACAAGAAGGAUAAUGGACAAGGAUUUGAUUGUGCACUUGCUGUGAAAACAGAGUGUAUUCUGUUGUGUAGUUGUCUCCUACCGGUAAUUGUCUGUGCUCAUGUCUAAUCUCUGUGUGCAGUAUGUUAUCUUCUUAUAUUCAUCUGGUCAGCAGAUGUGUACAUAAAGUGUCAUAUAUUUUGUAACAGCUGAAAUCGUGGGAUAUUUUAUGUGACAAUUUGAUGACCCAAGGGAGGACAUGGUCAGUGUAGUGACACCUGUUGGAUGAAUCUGAAACUAAAUGGAUUCCUUCCCUUACUGUUCACAAGUUCUGCUUGUAGAGGGCAGCACUGCAGUUUUGAUAAAUUGUGACAAUGAA
Molecule: messenger RNA, 3415 nt
Organism: Haliotis rubra (blacklip abalone)
Lineage: Eukaryota; Metazoa; Mollusca; Gastropoda; Lepetellida; Haliotidae
Product: C-Maf-inducing protein-like
Exons: 19
Coding region: 680-2509 (609 amino acids)
Source: RefSeq, a predicted model, not a curated record